Messenger RNA from Pogoniulus pusillus (Red-fronted tinkerbird), 2435 nucleotides. RefSeq names its product ankyrin repeat domain-containing protein 40-like. Bases 657 to 1793 code for a protein of 378 amino acids. The record is from RefSeq and is a predicted model, not a curated record. Lineage: Eukaryota; Metazoa; Chordata; Aves; Piciformes; Lybiidae. The transcript has 5 exons. Gene Ontology annotation, molecular function: protein binding.
UGUGCCAGGGAAGCUAGAGCUGGGCAGAGGGGUGUCCGGGGAAACCCCCGCUGAGUUUUCUCCCAGCCCGGGACCCUGGACCCUGAACCCAUCCUCGCCGGCCAUGCCCGGCCUCAGCCCACGAUAACUCAGGACUAGGAGGCAGGAGCCAGGCUGUGAGGCUUUAAAACGGCCCGAAUGGAGGAACGCCAGCGCGGUGCGCUCCGCCCGGCACCGCCGCUCCCCGCUCUGCCCAGGGCCCGGCUCCCCGCCGACCUCCGCGCAGGGCGGGGGCCACUCGCUGUGCAGGGCAGGGAGCCCCCGCGGGAACGCGGCAGUUCGAGUUCUCGUCCCGCGGCACCCCGAGCCUGGGCAGCGGCUCCCCCCCGGGCCGGUUUGCCCUCGGCGGAGGGCAGCGCAACCCGCGCGCGGCCCGCCCCGGGCACAAGAUGGCGGCGGCCGUGGGGGCGCCCGGCGCAGCGGAGCCCGGCGGCAGCGGGCGGCAGGGCGGAGAGGGCUCGGCGGCGCGGCGCUGAAGGAGGCCGCCCGGCCUCUACCGCCUCGUCACGGGCUCCGGCGGCCCGGCGCGGCGGGGUGGGGCUGCGGCCGCCGCCGGACCGAGCGGGGCGGGGGGCGCUCUGCCCGGCGUCGGCCAGCCCCGCGCCCUAGCACCGGCGAUGAGCGGCGCCGCGGAGGCGCGGGAACUGGAGGAGCGGCUGCGGGAGGCGGCGGCACUCGGGGAUGUGGAGGAGGUGCGGCGGCUGCUGGGCGCGGGGGCCGACAUCAACUCCCGCAACGAGAUCAACGGCUGGACCUGCUUGCACUGGGCCUGCAAGCGGAACCAUGCCCAGGUGGUGUCUCUCCUGCUGGCUGCAGGUGCCGACAGGCAGCUCCUCACGGCCCGAGGAGAGCUGGCUGCAGAGCUCACGUCGAAGGCAGACAUCCGCAAGAUGCUGGGAGUAGAGGAAGAAAUGGAAUGUCAAGGAGUGAAGGAUCUGAAUUUGCCACUUGUUGCGAACUACUUGUCCCAGCUGCCUUUCCACUGUGCUCACACUGAAGAGAGCAUCGGGGGCAGCCUGGCCCAGCUGGAGAGCAACUCCCUCUGCUCUGCUUCCCCGGGCGAGUGCAGCCCCAGCUCCCCAGCUCCGCAGGCUGAUGAUGCUGGUACCCCAACAUCGUGCAGCAGCCCAGAAGAUUUUCCAGCAGCUGCUGCCAUGGAGCCACUGCCAGUGCCAGCGGCAGCUGUCACAGCACCCCCCAGCCCUGCUGGCUGGCCCAGCUCGCCCCACGGCCCCAGCCCGUGCUUGCCCCAUGGGCCCAGCCUGCACUCACUAGCUGCAACCGGGCAGGCAGCACCGUUGCACCCCAACAGCUCGCCCUCGGCUCCUGCCACGGCCCUUCAGCCCCUCUUCUUCACAGGAACGCUCCCAUGUAACAUGCAAGAACUUGUGCUUAAGGUGAGAGUCCAGAACCUCAGGGACAGCGACUUCAUUGAGAUUGAGCUGGACAGGCAGGAACUGACCUACCAGGAUCUGCUCCGAGUGAGCUGCUGUGAGCUGGGCAUCAAGCCUGAGCACGUGGAGAAGAUCAGGAAGUUACCCAAUACAUUGGUGAGGAAGGCUGCAGCAGAGCACAGUCGCUCUUUGUUGAUGCUGACAUCAGCCUUGUAUCAACAGCCAUUGGAGCAGCAGGGCUGUCCCAGAAGCUCCCCUCCCAAGGGCUCUGUUGAGCAAGGUCAGGACAGAAACCCUUCUGAGACCAGAGGAGACACUUGGCCCCGGCUCCAGCCUUUCACCAAGUUACUCAGGCUGUAAGCGCCUGUUCCUUGUCCUGGAAGCAAGGAUCAGCCUCUCUCCAGGUGCUCUAACAGACCCUGCUAACUUGCCUCCAUCCUGGCCCAGCCCUGGCCAGAGCUCUUGGGCAGCUCAGGACUGAGACAGUAUGAAGUAAAACUCCCUGAUUAGGGCUCCUGCUGUGCUUUUAUUGUAGGACAGUGAAAGAGUUUCCAGUUUAACAACUCCAUUUAUCUUUUCAGCAUAGCUUGGAAGGUAGGCCACAGAAUGUGCAAUAACUGUUUGUGAAGUAGUAGUUUCAUGGUUCCCAAGGAAGAGGAUCUACUUUCCUGUCAGUUCCCUGUUCAGGAAAUGGGUGCAAAGUUUAAACAGCUUUAUUUGCUCAUUUCCACAACUCAGUGUUACUCUCAAGCUGACUCUUACUAAGUCUAUGCAUUCAGAGAACUAUUUUUGUAUGCUUUAAGCAGUUUGAUAACUGUAAGGCAGAGCAGUGAUGGUACCUGGGCUUUGUUGGGUUUGUGUUUGCCUUGACCAGUGGCACGAGGACUAACACUAUGUUUACAAACCUCGUUGUUCUUCCAAGGACAAGUUUUGUUUGCACUAUGAACUUGAACUGACACUGCUACUACUCACUUACCCGAAUUAAAAUAUCUGUUGUUUCAA